Molecule: messenger RNA, 960 nt
Organism: Amorphotheca resinae ATCC 22711
Lineage: Eukaryota; Fungi; Ascomycota; Leotiomycetes; Helotiales; Amorphothecaceae
Exons: 4
Coding region: 1-960 (319 amino acids)
Biological process (GO): intracellular protein transport; retrograde transport, endosome to Golgi
Cellular component (GO): retromer complex; endosome
Source: RefSeq, a predicted model, not a curated record
AUGUCAUACUUCUUCUCCACACCGGUCGAUAUUGACAUUGUGCUCGACGAUGGAGACGACAGGCAGAUGGUGGAUAUCAAGGCGGACAAGGGGCGGCGGGAGAAGGCGCCGCUGUACAAGGACGGCGAGUCUGUAAAGGGGGCGGUGACGAUUCGCCCCAAAGAUGGGAAGCGGUUAGAGCACACGGGCAUCAAAGUGCAGUUCAUUGGAACUAUUGAGAUGUUCUUCGAUCGAGGCAACCACUACGAGUUCCUCUCCCUGGGCCAGGAAUUAGCUGCGCCAGGCGACCUCCAACAUCCGCAGACUUUCGAAUUCAACUUCAAGAAUGUGGAGAAGCAAUACGAAUCCUACAGCGGCAUCAACGUGCGCCUGCGCUACUUUGUCCGCGUUACGGUGUCGAGGAGGAUGGCGGAUGUGAUUAGAGAGAAGGAUAUCUGGGUCUAUUCGUACAGGAUACCUCCCGAGAUGAACAGUUCAAUUAAGAUGGAUGUGGGAAUCGAGGAUUGUUUGCACAUCGAGUUCGAAUACUCGAAAUCAAAAUACCAUCUGAAGGAUGUGAUUGUGGGCCGGAUCUACUUCUUGCUGGUGAGAUUGAAGAUCAAGCACAUGGAGUUGUCUAUCAUUAGGAGGGAGACAACGGGUGCGGCGCCGAACCAGUAUAAUGAGAGCGAGACUUUGGUGCGAUUCGAGAUCAUGGAUGGCUCUCCAUCCAGGGGAGAGACUAUCCCUAUCCGACUCUUCUUGGGUGGUUUCGACCUGACUCCUACCUUCCGCGAAGUCAACAAGAAAUACUCCACCAGAUAUUACCUGAGCCUCGUGCUCAUCGAUGAGGAUGCCCGAAGAUAUUUCAAACAAUCCGAAAUCGUCCUCUAUCGCCAACAACCUGAAAUCGCAGCAGCAGCAGGUCAGCAAACACAAAUCGCCGGCGCGCCUCCCCCUGAGCGCUCGCAGGCGGCUUAA